AUGAGUACCAUACAGAGUCUCAAAAAUUUCAUACGUCAUGGGAAGCAAGCCCGCCUGGUGACGCCGCAUGCCGAACCCACCACCAAUGUUUCGCCCAUCCAUGCCGAACAACAACGUCAACCACAAGGCUCCUAUCCCGCCGCUGCCGGGAACCUCGACGCCAUUGACAGCAAAUUGGGUAACGGCCACGCCCAGCCUUCGCAGAGAAACUCCGACUCGUCGCAGCCCAGGCGAGCUCGCGAACUCGAGAUUGAACAGAUCAUCGCGGAGGAGAAGAGCAGCCGGAACAAGAUGCCGAAAUACCCGGGUCUCGAGCGCUGGAUCUUGAUGGAAAAGAUGGGUGAUGGCGCCUUCAGCAACGUCUACCGUGCGAAGGACACUACUGGCGAAUUUGGGGAAGUCGCCAUCAAGGUGGUGCGCAAAUUCGAGAUGAACAGCAACCAGACUGCCGCCCAUCUGCAUCCGGGGAUCAGAAAGAAACCCAAAGCUACGGAGCGUGCCAACAUUCUGAAAGAAGUGCAGAUCAUGCGCAACCUCGAUCACCCCAACAUCGUCAAGUUGAUCAGUUUCUCCGAGUCGCGUCAAUACUACUACAUCAUCCUCGAACUCUGCCCCGGUGGCGAGCUGUUCCAUCAAAUCGUCAGAUUGACCUACUUCAGUGAGGAGCUUAGUCGCCAUGUUAUUUUGCAGGUCGCCAAGGCAAUUGAAUAUCUUCACGAGACUUCUGGAGUUGUGCAUCGCGAUAUCAAGCCCGAAAAUCUUCUGUUUUAUCCCACAGAGUUCAUUCCGAGCAAACACCCCAAGCCUCGCCAGCCCGGUGAUGAAGAUAAGGUCGAUGAGGGCGAGUUUAUACCCGGAAAAGGUGCCGGUGGAAUCGGUGUGAUCAAGAUUGCCGACUUUGGGCUGUCGAAGGUUAUCUGGGACAGCCAAACCAUGACACCAUGUGGCACCGUCGGAUACACCGCCCCCGAGAUUGUCAAAGACGAGCGGUACUCCAAGAGUGUCGAUAUGUGGGCACUGGGUUGCGUUCUCUAUACCCUCCUCUGUGGAUUCCCGCCAUUCUAUGAUGAAAGCAUCCAGAUCCUCACAGAAAAGGUUGCGCGUGGCCAAUACACCUUCCUGUCGCCAUGGUGGGACGACAUCUCCAAGUCCGCCCAGGACCUGAUCUCUCACCUUCUGACAGUGGAUCCGGAGAAGCGUUAUAGCAUUAAGGAGUUCCUCGCCCAUCCCUGGAUCCGAGGCACCGAUGAGGCCACCGAGGCCGCCGCAGACGCUCCUCCCCUUGCAACUCCUCUUACCACUCGCAAGCAGGGACAGCCUUUGGAUGCGUUUGCCGCCGACCAAGCGCCGUUCGCGCCAAUCAGCGCCCGCCUGGGCGAUCAACCUUCGGCUGGUAUGGAGCGCCCCAUGGACUUCCGCUCCCCAGGCGCGAUCAACUUGCGCGAGGUGUUCGAUGUUGGUUACGCUGUGCACAGACAAGAAGAAGAGGGCAAGCGUCGCAAGAACUUCCGUCAAGGAUACCGUGGGGCCAACCCCUCGACGAACUUCCGGUCGGCGCUUAAUCCUUUGAAUGAGGACUACGACGAGCCGGAUGAGAUCAAUUAUCAACCCAUACAGCGCGAAGACUUCGCACCGUCCAAGAUCCCGAAAUCGUCCCAGCAGGCUGGCGAUGUUGCCGCUAUGGAGGCGAAGCUGCGAUCUACGAACCUGAGCGGCGCCCCUAGUCAUGCCGCUCAAGCACGACAAGCCCACCAGCCCCGACAGCAACAGGGUUACGGACAACAUAGUGCCAAGGUGGCCGCUGCUGCAAGGCAGAGCAUCGCUAGAGGCGCCCGGGAACCUUUCGAGCUGAACCUCGACAAUGCUACUCUGCUCGAGAAGCGCGGUCGACGACAGCAUGGCCAACCUGUUGCUUAG
Molecule: messenger RNA, 1917 nt
Organism: Aspergillus homomorphus CBS 101889
Lineage: Eukaryota; Fungi; Ascomycota; Eurotiomycetes; Eurotiales; Aspergillaceae
Product: serine/threonine-protein kinase
Exons: 4
Coding region: 1-1917 (638 amino acids)
Biological process (GO): mitotic DNA damage checkpoint signaling; protein phosphorylation
Cellular component (GO): nucleus
Molecular function (GO): ATP binding; protein serine/threonine kinase activity
Source: RefSeq, a predicted model, not a curated record